AGGGUUUAGGGUUUCUUCGUCCCAUUUUCAUGAAUCUUAACAAAUAACAACUAAACGAUCCUAAUGAUUUUCGCAUGAACAUUUUGUACUUUAGUUUGGCUUUCUCCAAUCCUACCCCAACUUUCAGGUUCUAGGGUUUAAUGGCCGGGUCAUCCCGUUCGCCGGCGACGUCGAUAACCGACCUGAACGAAGACACCGUGGCUCACUGGGCCGGCCACCUGAGCCUCCGCGACGUUUGCAAUUUGGCCAUGACAUCCUCCGCUCUCAAACGCCUCGCCUAUUCCGAUUCCAUUUGGCAACGCUUCUUCAGGGAGCAGUGGCGUCAACACUUACCUUCGCAUUCGCGUGGAAUCGGAGCGAGGGAACUGUAUUUGGCCAGACACGCCGCGGUGCGACAGUUCAAGUUUCUCGAUCCCUUCGUUCUCCAGUUUCGCGAACAGGCCAAGCCUUUCAACCAGUUGCUCCUCCGCAAAAGUCACCUUGUCUGGUCACAGGGAUCACUCCUGAACAUUUUAGAUUUGGAUGGCUAUCUAAAGGCAAGACCAGAUAUUUUCCAUACGCUAAGUGAUCAUAAAGCAAGAAUCACCUGUAUGAGGUUGUUUCCCCUUAAUGAAGUGACUUCAUUAUUUCGAGGUGAAAUGCAAGGGGAGCAAAAUGUUUUAGUUACCUCCAGCUGUGAUCACUCCAUUCGUCUGUGGUGGAAGGGUUCAAGCAUGCGAUGCUUUAGAGGUCACAAUGGUCCUGUGUUGUCGCUGUCAAAUAAAUUAUUGGGAGAGGAUAGUAGCAAAGUAUUGGCAAGUGGAGGAGAAGAUGGUACUAUUCGACUAUGGUCCCUUGGCUCAAGUGGAAAACGAGGACAACGUGCUUUGAAGGCUACACUCUAUGGGCAUGAAAAACCUGUAAAUUUGAUGUCUGUUGCCGGGCAUAAAACUUCGCUUUUGGUGACCAUCUCAAGAGAUUCUAAGGUGAAGGUUUGGGAUACUGGCACUGCCACAUCAUCUUCUGUUCGUACCUCCUGUUGUGUUGGGAUGACUUCUGUUGCUGGUACACCUGUAAACAUGAAAUGCCAUGAAACACUAUUGUAUGUGGCAGCUGGUUCCUCUGUCACUGCAGUUGAUUUAAGGACAAUGCAGAAAGUUAUCACCGCAGCUGUACAUCAACCAAAGAUGUGUUCAUUUGAUGCUUUCCUUUCAAAAUAUUUAAUAUGCACAGGCGGUGAUGGCAGGGCAAUGCUUUGGGAUAUUAGGAGAAAUCAAGAAUCAUUAAAACCAGAACCGAUAGCUGAGUUGGAUGGACAUUAUGGGCAAGUAACUUCACUUUACAUGGAUCAAUACAAAAUAGUUACUGGGGGCCCUGACGAUGCUUACGUGAAUGUAUGGGAAGUUGACACUGGUGUACAAACAAAUUCCUUGCUUUGCUCUUCAACUGCGAAAGAUGGUACUGAAUCUGGCUGUGGUGCCAUGGCCGUGGAUGGGUGUAGAAUUGCUACUGCUAGCUCUUGUGAAAAUUGGGGUUUGGUGCACUUUAGGGACUUCAACAAUGCUACAAAUCCUGUUAGGAAACCAGAAAGUGAACCGUCAUCAAAAUUUUGGGAUUCUAUAUCUGUCUCUGAUGAUGACAGUGAUGACUGAUAAUCUAGGCGGCUCCUAAAAUUGGAUACAAUUUUUUUAUUUUUCAGUUGGUUAGAAAUGGAAUAAUUAUAUAUAUAUUUAGGUUGAGAAAUGAGGCAGGUAAAGUUGAGAUUUCAAUCCAUCUAUGCGACACAUCAUCGAAUUAUAUCUUUAUUCUAAUUAAACCA
Molecule: messenger RNA, 1798 nt
Organism: Cajanus cajan (pigeon pea)
Lineage: Eukaryota; Viridiplantae; Streptophyta; Magnoliopsida; Fabales; Fabaceae
Product: ribosome biogenesis protein ytm1
Molecular function (GO): protein binding
Source: RefSeq, a predicted model, not a curated record